Molecule: messenger RNA, 441 nt
Organism: Haemonchus placei
Lineage: Eukaryota; Metazoa; Nematoda; Chromadorea; Rhabditida; Trichostrongylidae
Source: the annotation of a GenBank genome assembly
CUCCCAUUGAAAAAGCAAGCAUUCGACUCCUGUGUAACCCCGACCGUACUCUAUGAAGCGGAAGCAUGGUCCUCAAGGAAAUCGGAUAUUAGAAGUUUGUGCGUAGCUCAAAGAAAGAUGGAAAGGAGGAUGCUCGGAUUACGUAUGCUGGACCGAUGGAGCUGUGAAAGGAUCAGAGCACUCACGAAAGUCAGAGACUGGAUAAACGAGGCUUCAAGGAAAAAACUCAUAUGGGCUAGAAAGAUACGUGAAAUGGACGAAAACGUAUGGGCUCGCGUGAUCACGACUUGGAUUCCAUAUGACUACGUGGACCGAAGAAGGAGAGGACACCCUUGUAUUCGAUGGCGCGAUGAAUUGUCGAAGAAGAUCGGGAAAACGUGGUGGAGUAUGACGAAGGAACAGUUCAAUGAGGCCAUGAUACGGCAUUCGAAUAUGAAUUGA